Messenger RNA from Rotaria sordida, 753 nucleotides. NCBI's taxonomy places the organism in Eukaryota, Metazoa, Rotifera, Eurotatoria, Philodinida, Philodinidae. The record is from the annotation of a GenBank genome assembly.
AUGAUCACUGAUUACUUGGCUGAACAAUUUCUAGUUUGGAUAUGGGAUCGAACACGAGAUAUCGAUUAUUCUAUGCUAUUGUCAAUGCUAUUCAAAUAUACAACUAAAGAAGUGACAACAACAAUAGCUUCAUAUCCAAUUGAUGCAUAUCCAUUACUCGUCUGUCUUUCUAUUCAUCAAAAUCAAAUUGAUAUAGUGUCUACUAUCAAAGGUACGAUGUCGAGUGAAGAAACAUUUGUUAAUCUUGUAGAAACACGUAAAAAAUUCGAUCGUCGAGCUGAACUUCCACAUUCGAAUAUUUGUCGUACCAAUAUUAUUUCAAAUAAAAAUCAGUCGAUGCCAACAAAUGUCUUGAAAUCACACACUAAAUAUUCACCUAUUACAGAAAGAAUAGCUAGAGAUUUUAAGAAUUCAUUUAUGCAGAUUAUUCGUAUUGACCAAGUUGAAAACGAAAAAUGGUUGAAAGAAUAUCUUGAACAGAAGAAACUUAUCGAUGUUCGACUUGGUCAUGAUAACAGUGAACAGUAUCUUUUUCAUGGAUGUUCACGUUCAGCUGCUGAAAAUAUUAUUCAACACGGUUUUGAUCAUAAACUUAUUGGCAUGCACGGCGCAUCAUACGGCUAUGGAUUCUAUUUUUCUUCCGAUCAUCGUAUUAGUCAUAUGUAUGCAACUCAAGAUCGUCCACGAAAAAAUCCAGUUGCUUUUCUUAUGGGGUACAGCAUUGGUUUUAAAGAUGAACUUAAUCCCCUUUGA